AUGGUGGCUGUUAUGAAUUGCAGCCAUGGCUUUCCGUUUGAACGCGUUUUCCUGAUUAAUUUAACGCGUCGGCGGGAUCGUCUGGAGUUUAUGCGCGCGCAGCUUUUCACCCGGGCGGGUUUAGCGCCCCACGCCGCGCGGAUUGAGCGCGUGGCGGCGAUCAACGGCGAGGAUCUUCGCCAUUCUUCGGAUGCCAACCCUUUCGAGCGACUUUUUCGCGCAGGAUUUCUCUCAAAGUUGGGGCUUUGCCGUCUACGGCAGACAUCCUCUGCACGAAAAGUGUGGGGGAUGGAUCUAAACCCCGCCGCGGUUGGGUGCGCGCUCAGUCAUAUCGAGUUAUGGGCGCGGAUUAUUGCCUUAUCCUCUUCUUUUUCGACAUCGUCGUCAUCGCCGCCGCGUUUUCUCGUGCUCGAGGACGAUUCCCUCCUCCCAGAGGCCUUUUUGGAGCGCUACCACGCGCGAAUCGCGCAAAUCCCCGCCGGGGAACAAAAUAAUUGGGAAUUACUCUAUCUGAGCGGCCUCGACGCCGCUUCCGACGCGGUGAAGCAAAAGUUAAUCAUCGCCCCGGGCAUCUCGCGCGUUUCGCAGCUCCACCGAACCACCAACGCCUACGUGGUCACCCCCAGUGGGGCGAAAAAACUCCUCGAACGGGGUCUACCCCUGACUUUUCAGAUCGAUACGAUGAUAACGAUGAAUGUUGAGAGGGAUUCCAAUCCGGAUUAUCGCGAGGACGGUGGGAAUGGUAAUAAUAAUAAUGAUCAUCAUAUUCAUGGGGAGUCGGCGCGGCCAUUGUACGUGCAGGAGCCGCGCUGUUUAAGCCUGCAGCCGCCGCUUAUCGUGCAGGCCACGCAAUUGGGGAGUGAUAUUCAACCUUCCCCACCCCCCUUGAGGUUGGAUCUGCGGGAAGAUGAAAAAGACAAGACCUAA
Molecule: messenger RNA, 927 nt
Organism: Phytomonas sp. Hart1
Lineage: Eukaryota; Euglenozoa; Kinetoplastea; Trypanosomatida; Trypanosomatidae
Source: the annotation of a GenBank genome assembly